AUUUUACACGCUCUUGUUUGAGGGGCAUAUCUGCUUGAAGUGAAAUUGAAACUUUCUCGAUAUGAUUUAUAAGUUCUAUGAUAAGUAUGCGUUCAAUAUUUAACGUUUUGUAUAUUUUCUGAAAUGAUUGGGGUGGCAAGUAUAAUUUUACUCGAAUAAUAUACGCGAUGUGUUAGUGUUACGCUUUUUCAGAGACGUUCAGAAAGUACACGACGGUUUGUUGAAUUGUGACGACAAAAUGCCCUGUAUAUAGACAAAACAGUCAAAAAUGAUUGAUCAUUGAUAACGUUGCCGCAGUUAUAAGCAAUAUACGAUAAUGGCAAAUAAAGUUUGCAACGCCGCUGUAAUUCUUGCAGUGAUUUCAAUAUGUAUUUGUAUCCAAGAAGUAAACGCCAGAGCGAGAUUCUCUAAAACCUCAGAAGUCAAACAAGUUUCUACAAAAUUGAAUACAUUAAAUGAAAACGAAAAAAGUUCCAUUGGAGGAUACAAUGUGAUAAUACGACAAAGUAAAACUCUAUCGAAGCGCCGAGAUCGCCAAAAUAAGGCAAAGACAAGAAGACAUGCCAGAUCUAUAAAUAGAAAAUUUAUUUCGCAACCCGAAGUAAGCGAUAUGUCAAGAGAAGAGAAAAGAUAUAGGACAAUAGAAGCAGCUCCACAAUUUUCUGAGAACGUUCCGCUCGAAAUUAUAGCGCAAUUUGGUGGGAAUGUCCCACCGGAGAUAGCUGAACAAUAUAGCGCCUGGACAACGCGACAAAGUGAUGUAAAUAUCCAGUCAAAUAGAGACUACAGCGAAAUUACGUCCGAAAUCGUCACUGAAUAUAGUGGCGAUGUGCAACAAAAAGAGGCUACUGAAGUCCUUGUGCCUCUCCCUGGAACACCAGUUCAGGCAGGUAUAGAAAUCCGAGCACCAGGCUUUAUCUCCACACAGCAAGUUUCAGAUUUACCGCAAGUUUCGUUUGGAGAAUUCAACUACAACUACGACUUGAAGCCUCCUUCUGUUUGCGUUCACCAAGAUAACGACACAGCUUCCGACGGAGAUGAAGAAGUAGAAAAAACAACUGCCGCGCCCAGACCACCGGCUCCUCCGAGUCCGCAUAUACCCCUUACUUCUCAUCAAAAAGAGUCACUUCUGAGAGAACAUAAUAAAUACAGAGCAAGUCUUGUUCCUAAUGCCGCUGAUAUGCGACUAUUGUCUUGGGAUGACGAAUUAGCUUGGGUAUCAGAAUUGUUUACGAAUUCGUGUUACUUUCAUGACAUAGUUGAGCCCCCGCUGUCGAACGCUAAUGACACACGGUUUCUUUCAACAGUCCAGCUGAGGCGUCACUCAUAUAUCACGUCUGAGAUUGGUUACACUUGGUUUGCGUGGCCAAACACAUACGAUAUUCCUGAAGAUUUUGCAGCUGCAUCACUUGCUGCUUGGGUGUCAGAAAGAGAUUUUUACAAUAGCCAUACGAAAGUAUGCGACGGGAUAUGUGAGCACUAUUUACAGAUUAUAUGGGCGGAAACUUUCAAAUUGGGAUGUGGUGCAUCUUGGUGUGAAGAGCCGCGUAUUAAUGGCAUCAUCUGGCCUCAAGCAAUAAUGUUAGUUUGUUCCUACACUCCGCGAGGGGCAUUGGCAAAUUACAUGGCGUCUAACAGUGGUUUCAAAUAUUUCGAUCCCAAAUUAUUUGUAGAACCUUAUAUUCCGGGUAGACCAUGUUCUUUGUGUGUGCUUGACCCUCAGGAUCCAAACCAAAACGUCGACGACAUGAGAUCGACUACAGAUAAGUGUUGGAACGGCCUUUGCACAAACCCAGUGCGAGAUAAACUCAUACCAUUCGUUCCUCCAGCAAGAACAACAACACAAAUGUGGAUUCAAACGCCAGCACCAACAACAUCAUCUCCAGUUAAGAAAUCAACAACAGAUAUUAUUGAAAUUCAAAUGAACGAUGAUGAUGAUAUUGUUGUAACCGAAGAUGGUUCACCAACUCUCUGUGUUAGUUUUAUUCUAAUUUGUAUUUCAUAUGCAUUUUUCUUGUAUGAGACAUUUUCAUAGCGUACAAAGUUCGGACAUUGACAAAUAAAAGAAAGCACCAAUCGAGGUCCAAUGUUUGACAAAAU
Molecule: messenger RNA, 2100 nt
Organism: Styela clava
Lineage: Eukaryota; Metazoa; Chordata; Ascidiacea; Stolidobranchia; Styelidae
Source: RefSeq, a predicted model, not a curated record